AUAAUCUUGCUUGAUAUAUUAGCUUCGCGUCUCAGAGCGCACAGGGGCGCUGUGUUGCAAAUGCGAAAUCGGCGAUCGGGGCCUGGUCAUUUUCGUUUACGGUCUCUACCCUUGCAGCUCAACAAAAUAGCUUAGCCCGCACCCAGACGCAAAUGAUGAACAAUAUAUAAGCGGUGACGAGAGGAGCGCGCAGUGUCAACGAUGGAAAGCCACGACCACAGUUGCCAGUCGUGAGCCUAGGUCUAGCAACCAUGGCUGGCGCAGCAGCGCAACUGGUUCCUAGAACUGCAUUUUUAGAGCCACCCACCGUUAGUAGCGCCGCUGCUCCAGCUCGCGCCUUCCCUCCCAUCAAUUUCAUCUAUGGGCAUUUUCACAACUCGAUUCGAGCGGAGCUUGGGCUCCUGGCGGAGCGGGUGCGCUCGCUGGAGGCGCCAGGAGAGGGCGUUGGCGAAAUGCUCGCGGACCUGAGGGAGCGCUACAAAUUCCUGGAGCAGGUUUAUAAGUACCACAGCACGGUGGAGGAUGAGGUUCUCUACCCGGUGCUGGACUCCAAAGUGCGCAACGUCACGCUCGCAUAUAGCAUCGAACACCAGGAUGAGGAGAUUUUGUUCGAGCAGCUCAGCAAGCUCAUCUCCGCGGCGCUUGAGGAGCCUGAGGCAAGGCGCAAAUGCACUAUCAGGACGCUCAUCUGCAAGGUUGAAGAGAUCCACACCACGCUACGCAAGCACCUCGCCAAGGAGGAGGAGCAGCUGCUGCCGCUGCUGCUGCAGCACUUCAGCUUUGCGGAGCAGGCGGAGCUGGUGGCGCAGUUCCUGUACAGCAUCCCGCUGGAGACGGUGGAGCGCGUGCUGUCGCGACUCAAGCCGCGCAUACCGCGGGACGAGCAGGAGCGGCUCCUGGAGGAGAUCCAGGCCGUUAUCCCCGACAACCUGCUGUCGCAGCUGCUCACCACCUGGCUGCAGCCGGAGCAGCAGCAGGCGCUGCGCAUGGAGCGGGAGGGGCUGAGGGAGGCGCCGGCGGAGGCAGCAGAGCCGCAGUCGCGGCAGUCGCGGCAGCAAGGCCUGGGCGCGGGCGAGGGCGCGGGCGUGGGUGCGGGAGAGGAUGCCGGCGAGGAUGCGGGCGGCUGGAAGCUGCAGCGGUUCGGGCUGGGCGGCGGCGGCGCGGGCUUCACGUGCUGCGGCAACCCCGCCGCCUGCACCUACAGCGGGUCGGGGGUGACGGCAGCGGGCGCAGAGGCCGGCGCGGAGGCGACGGGGACGGGGGCGGGGGCGGGGCUGGCGGCGGCUCAGCGGGCGGACUCGGACCCCGCGGAGCUGUCGCUGCCGGCGGCGUCCUCGCCCGUGUGCUGCGCCGGCGCCGACUGCGGCACAGCCUGCUGCGACCGCACCGCCGCCGGAGGCGCCGCCGCCACGCCCGCCGCCGCGCCCGCCGCGCCCGCCGCGCCCGCCGCGCCCGGCCCGGCCUUGGAGGAGGCCGUGGCGGCGGCAGCCGCCACCGCCACCGCCGGCGGCGCAGCCGCCGCCGGCGCAGCCGGCGGCGAAGCCGCGGCAGGUGCGUCGGCGGCUGCGGCACGUGCUCCGCUGCAGGACAUCAUCCACUUCCACCGGAGCAUCUGCGCCUCGCUGGUGGACUUUGCGCGGGAGGCUCGCUCGCUGCAGGCGGGCCGCGAGCCCAUCACCGCCGGCCACCUGCAGUCGCUGCUCGAGCGGCACCGCUUCCUGCGGGCCGUGUACGUGUUCCACUCCAUCAGCGAGGAGGAGGUGCUGUUCCCGGAGGUGCAGCGGCUGGCGGCGGCCAACGUGCAGCUGGCGGGCGGCGCGGCGGCGGCGCACCAGCAGCAGUGCGAGAAGGACCACGCCGCCGAGCUGUCCAGCUUCGAAGACCUGGGCAGGCUGCUGGCGGACGUGCGGGCCUUCGCGCGGCGGGGGCGCAAGGAGGUGGCGGGCAUGCUGGAGAAGCUGUGCUGCAGCGUGGAGGCCGUGGCGGCCUCCAUCGAGCACCACAUGCAGCGCGAGGAGGCGGACGUGUUCCCGCUGUUGGAGGCGCACCUGUGCCAGGCGCAGCAGCGGGCGCUGCUGUACCGCACCAUACGCGCCAUGCCGCUGAGGCUGCUGGAGCGCGUCAUGCCCUGGGUCGUCAGCCGGCUGGACGCCUCCGCCGCUGCGGCGCUGCUUGCCAACAUCGCGCUGGGCGCCCCGCGCUCCGACCAGGCGCUGGUGGAGCUGCUCAGCAGGUGGGCACGGCGCGGCUGCCGAGACCGCCGCCACCUCACGCCCCCCUCCCGCGGCCUCUCGCCGCCGGGGCUGCUGCCGCCGGGGCCGCCGGGGCCGCCGGGGCCGCUGAGCGGCGGCGGCGGCGGCGGCUUUGCGCGCGCCAGUGACGGAAAUGACGUGUGGCUGGGCGGUGGCGGUGGCGGCGCCGGCGGCAGCCCGGCGUCGGAUUCGGCGAUGCUGGUGGGCGGCGAGGCGCAGCUGGGGCAGCUGGGGCAGCAAGGGCAGCUGGGGCAGCAAGGGCAGCUGGGGCAGCAAUGGCAACAACAGGGGCAGCAGCUGGAGACGGCGGGCUCGGUGGGGUUGCGAGCCGACAGCGGCGACGCGCCGGAAUCGGCUGGGGGGCCGGGCAUGGGCAUGGGCGCGGUCGCGGCCGGCGGAGGUGGCGCGGGAGGUGCGGCCUGGGGCACGGCGGGGCCGCCGCAGGCGGGCGGGUGUCACGUGGAGGUGGAGGGUCUGGCGGACGGCUGGGGCGAUUGCACCGCCACAUGCGGCGCACGGCUGCUGCGGGAGGCUGGCGUGGGUUGCGCCGCCGCCGCCGCAGCCGCAGCCGGCGGCGCCGCCGGGGCGGCGGCGGGCGUGGCGCCGGGGCACGGGCACGUGCAGGUGGGCUACGUGACGACGGCGAUCGCCGAGGACGGCGCGGACUCCAAGCGUCGGCGGAUAUCCGGCGAGGCUGCCGCCGCCGGCACGCAGCCCACCAUGGGCGUAUCGCGAGGCGGAAGCGGCGGCGGCGGCGGAGGUGCAGGUGCAGGAGGAGGAGGCAGCGGAGGCGGCGCCAGCAUGGAUGCUGUCAGUGACGCCGCCGCCGCCGCCGCCGCCGCCGCCGCCGGCGGCUGCCUGUACGUCAUGGACCUGGACGCCGGCGAGUUGAGUACGGCGCCGCGGGCGCUGCUGGCGGCGCAGGCGGCGGGCGCCGCCGCCGCCGAUGCCAUGGAGCUGGAGCGCAAGGCCUCGGGCCGGCGGGCCUCGGGCACUGGGUACAGCGGCGGCGGCGCCGCCGCCGCCGCCUCCGGCGGCGGCGCGGAGCUCCUGCCGCCUACGGCGGACAGCGCCGGCGGCGCAGCCGCCGGCGGCGUCGACGGCGCCGCGGCGGCGGAGCUGGGCGGCCCGGGCGGCGGCUUCAACCCCAUUGACCACAUCUUCCAGUUCCACAAGGCGCUGCGGCAGGAGCUGAAGCAGCUGGAGGCGGACGUGAUGGCGCUGGAGGGCGCGGUGCAGUCCGUGCUGCGCCACAUGCCCGCCUCCGCCUCGCAGCACAACCUAGCCGGGCUGAUGGGGCCCGGGGCUGCGGGGGCAGUAGGGGCUACAGGCGGGGCUGCAGGAGGAGGGGCAGGAGGCGCGAGGCCCGCCACACCGACAUCGGUGGGCACGCCGGCCAGGGGCCCGCGCGCCGCCAUGCCCGGCUCCGACGGCCUACAGCAUAACCAGCAGCAGCCGGGACAGCAGCCGGGGCAGCAGCAGCAGGGGCAGCAGCAGCAGCAGGGGCAGCAGCAGCAGCCGGGGCCGCACGCGCACCUGGGCGUGGGCUGGCCGGCUGCGGACGGCAGCGGCGCCGCCUACACGCGCGGCGGGCAGCUGGCGGUGGUGCAGCACCUGCACGGCCGCUUCCAGUUCCUGCAGGGCAUCUAUCGCGCGCACAGCAAGAGUGAGGACGAGAUCGUGUUCCCGGCGCUCGAGUCCAAGCAGGCGCUGCGCAACGUGAGCCACGCCUACACGCUGGACCACCGUCAGGAGGAGCAGCUGUUCGCGGACCUGGAGGCCGUCAUCGACAACCUGAGGGCCGUGGACCUCACGGCGCAGGGCGCGGACGCAGAGCUGUCGCGCCAGGUGAUGGCGGUGCGGCGCAUGUGUGCUGCCAUCCGCGCCUCGCUUGAGACGCACAUCCGCAGCGAGGAGUCGGAGCUGUGGCCGCUGUUCACGGAGCACUUCAGCCGCGAGGAGCAGCAGUACCUGGUGGGCGUCAUCAUCGGCCGCACAGGGGCCCAGGUGCUGCAGGCGCUGCUGCCCUGGGUGUCAGAGACGUUCAGCGAGGAGGAGCGCGAGGCCAUGAUGGACUCGCUGCGUGAGGCCACGCGCAACACCAUGUUUGACCAGUGGCUGGAGGCGGUGCAGGCGGGAGCAGUGGGGCCGCCGGGGACCGCGCCGGGGGCCGCGGCGGCGGCGGCAGCAGCAGCGGCGGCGGCGGGGCCGGCAGCAGUGGGCGACGAGUACGGCACAUCCCAGCACCAGUACCAGGGGUACCCGGGGCAAGGGCAGCAGCAUCAGCAGGGCCAGCAGCAGCAGCAUCAGGGGCCGCUGCCGCGGCUGAGCCACUCGCAGCAGCAGCCGCUUCAGCACGUGGCCGAGUACCUGGCGGGGGCGGGCGCAGGGGCGGGCGCGGGGGCGGGGGCAGAGGCUCCGGGGUCAAGCGCCGGCCCGACCGCAGGAACGGGAACGGGAGCGGGGACAGCGCCAGCGGCGCCGCGCUCAAUCGCAGCCGCGGCAGCGUCAGCCGCAGCCGCACCAACCUCACCGACUGCGCCCGCGACGCGGCCGUCCUGUGCCACGCCGCCGCUGCCGCCGCACACGCCCUCCGCCGGCGCCGCAGGCGCGGGCGCAGGCGCCUCCGCCUCUGCGUCGGGCUCCUCGUUCCGUCCUGGCUGGGAGGACAUCUUCCGCAUGAACCAGCAGCAGCUGGAGGCGGCCAUACACCGCGUGUCCAACGACCCCACACUGGAGCCGGAGCGCAAGGCCUACCUCAUGCAGAACAUCAUGGUGUCCAAGUACAUCGUCGCGCAGCAGCGCCGCAUGUGCGAGUCCCACGGCAGCAGCAGCAGCAGCAGCGCCGCCGCAGGCGGCUGUAGCAGCAGCAGCAGCACCUUCGGCGCCGGCGCGGUUGCCGGCAGUAGCAGCAGCAUCAUGAGCAGCGGCGCCGCCGGCGCCACGUGCGGUCACGGCACGCCUGCGGCGCCGGAGGCCGCCGCCGCCGCCGCCGCCGCCGCCGCCGCGACUGUCUCGCCUGCUGCAGCCACUGCUACAGCCGCCGCUGCUGCAGCCACUGCUACAGCCGCCGCUGGUGCUACUGCCGCUCGGCAGCUGCACCAGACGUGGCACGACGCGGCGGGCGGGGUGCUGGGCUGCGGCCACUACCAGCGCAAGUGUCAACUGGUGGCGCCCUGCUGCGGCGGCGUGUACACCUGCAGGCUGUGCCACGACGAGGCAGCUGACCACCGCAUGGACCGCUACGCCGUCAGCGAGAUGCGCUGCAUGUCCUGCGGCGAGCGGCAGCCCGUGGCGGCCGCCUGCCGCGCCUGCGCCGCCAACAUGGCGCGCUACUACUGCAACAUCUGCCACCUCUUCGAUGACGAGCCCGGCAAGGACAUCUACCACUGCCCCUUCUGCAACGUGUGCAGGCGCGGCCGCGGUCUGGGCGUGGACUUCUUCCACUGCAUGAACUGCAACGCCUGCAUGAGCUUGUCGCUGUUCAGCAGCCACAAGUGCCGCGAGAAGUGCAUCGAGGGCAACUGCCCCGUGUGCCAUGAGGCGCUGUUUGACAGCAGCCAGCCCAUCAAGGAGCUGCCGUGCGGGCACUUCAUGCACAGCACCUGCUUCUCCACCUACACCCGCUACAACUACACCUGCCCGCUGUGCUGCAAGUCCGUGGGUGACAUGUCCGUCUACUUCCAGAUGCUUGACUCGCUGCUGGCGGCGGAGCGGCUGCCGCCCGAGUACUCGGGACGCAUGCAGCAGGUGCUGUGCAACGACUGCGGCAAAAUGGGCUUCGCGCCCUUCCACUUCGUGUACCACUCCUGCCCGCACUGCCGCUCCUACAACACUCGCGUGCUGUGAGAGGAGGCGGCGGGAGGGGAUGGGGGCGAGCGGGCAGGGGCCCGCGGCCGGAGGGAAGUGCCCAGGCGCGGGCCACGCGUAUGGGUUAUGGGGUAUGGGGGGCCGUGUGUGUGCGGCGGGGCCAGGCGUCACGCCAGAAGGCUAGCCAGGCGUCACGCCAGCAGGCUAGCCAGGCGUCACGCCAGAAGGCUAGCCAGGCGUUACGCCAAACUAGCCAGGCCAGACGUCACGCCAAGUUGCUAGCCAGGCGGACGUCGCCGUUGGGAGCUUGGAGUGGGAGGCCGCAGGCGAAAGCAGAGGAGGCGGGAGCGGCCGGCCGAGUCCACGCGCGGUGCGGCGGGGCUGUGGGAUAAACGGAGCUGGAGCGGAGUGAUGGGCACACGUUUUGACGCACCGUGCUCGCCAAAUGAGUGCGCACUGCUGCAAACUUCAACCGAGCGACGGGAUAACUGUGCGUGCUUGUUACGGCUGCUCUUUUGCGGCACAAGCAAUUUGCAGAGAGACCUGCCGAGUGUCAAUGACAGCUGUGACGCUCGGGAGAGCCGCGGCCCACAAGGUGAUUGUUUGGAACGGCGCAUGUGUCGGGGUCAACCCCACCGCGCCGACGGAGAGGAUGUCAUUUCAACUCAAAAACACUGACACGUAACGCGCAUCCGAUGUGCAUACCGUACUCGUGUUCCCCGGUUUGCCGAAGUAUUACUGAAGGUGGCUAGAUAGAGGUGUGUACAUGAGAUGAGCGCGUCUUUGCCAGCGCAGUGUGUGUUGUGCGGGUGUCAUCUAGAGGUCGAUGCCUCGCCCCGCUCAUAUUUGUGAAUGUGUGUGUUUGCGGACGAAUGCGGGUGAAAGGUUGGGUUUGCGUUGAAGGUGAGCCGAUAACAGGAUUUGUAACAGUUGUGGUGUGUUGUCUGCCAUGCAAGUGCGCAUGGGUGCGCGGGGCGCGUGUGUUUCUUGUUUGCGGGCACCUGGAUUGGAUGUGAGGUGACCUGUUUGAGUUCCUGGUUUACGUUUGCCUUCAAUGCGCCGUAUUGAGAGGGUGUCGGGACCCGAGAGAGAAAUCAGCUGCGUGUCUGUUACGGCACGGACACAGACGCCCAUCAUCUGUGUCGCAUCAUAAUGACUGCAGGCAUGAGUUGUUGCUGGCUCCUGCCGUCGCCCAGGACGCUGCCUGGUUGACGGGGGUCCGGGGCGUGGCAAUAAGUAGAAAAACGUGAUGAGCAGGCGUGAGUGCCCAGUGGCAAGAGAUUCAGCAACACAGGCUGAAGUAGCGGGCUUGAGAGCGUUUGGAGCCGCUUUUAAGAAUUCUGAGAAUAAGACGAAGUUGCUGAUAGAGUCGAGCUGAAUGAGCGUGUGCUAGUCGACGGACUCUGUUUCUCUUUUUUGCUCAUGCAAGGACGGCCGCGCUCUUGCUGAGUUUCGAGGGUCAGAAGGCUAGAGAUGCUCAAGUCAGGGAGGCCGUACGUUGGCAGCGUUUGAUCACAUACUUGCAUUUGCCGGGAUGAGGAGAGGGACGGAAAAGUAGGUGCGCUGCCGCCGCUGUGGCCGUCGCAGCUGGGGUUACCGGUAAUGGGCUUCACACGGGGUGAUGUGGAACGUGGGCAGGCGUAGCAAUGACUUGGCGCCGUACUGUGUAACUAACUGCGCCCCACGCUAGCGGACUGUCAGUGCCCAGACGACCUGGGUCCGCGUUCCCACACGCUUCGACGACACGAAGCAACAAUCUGUUUGGUCUACUCCUAGCAGGUCCGUGAUGUGCUCCUAGGUAGGACAGGCGGUAACCGGAACGGUGUAAGGGGGCUAACACUGAGCAGGCCGCAGGUCUGACAGCCGCUCUUCACAUCACGACCCCAGGCCGGACGGCGUGAUGACAGUGAUGGCAUGUGAUUUGCAAUCCGGAACCGCUCCCUCUCCUCCUCCAUCCACCAGCCCCGCCCCCACACCCAACACCACCGCGAUCAUGAGAGAUCAGGUGCAGCCAUGCUCUAAAGGCUAUAGAGGCUAAUGAGGUUGCAGUUGUAUGGUUUUG
Molecule: messenger RNA, 8124 nt
Organism: Chlamydomonas reinhardtii
Lineage: Eukaryota; Viridiplantae; Chlorophyta; Chlorophyceae; Chlamydomonadales; Chlamydomonadaceae
Exons: 20
Coding region: 252-6101 (1949 amino acids)
Biological process (GO): ubiquitin-dependent protein catabolic process; protein ubiquitination
Cellular component (GO): nucleus
Molecular function (GO): zinc ion binding; ubiquitin protein ligase activity
Source: RefSeq, a predicted model, not a curated record